GAAUACCUGGUGCGUGCUAAUGGCUUCUCGGGAAAAUUAAAAUGGCUCGAAAUUUGUGUGCCGUCCAUCCUCCAAACUUGAUGAUCGGACGGGUCCCGGCCUCCCGGGCCGCUUCAACCGUCCAGGUCCUCGCGGGUGGCAGACUCGUAGUAAGCAGUGCUGCACUACUGUCCUCCUCUUGUUUCGGCCGCCGCCGACGCGAUGCCCCCGCCGGCCACGCCCACCACCCGUGUCGCCCUCUACCUCCGCCGCGCCCGCCUCAUCGACUCCCUACGCCUCCGCCUCCGAUCACCUUCCUCCGCGCCCGCUCCCCCGCCGCCGCCAGACGACCCCGUCGUCGCGCUCCAUGCCAUCCGCGCCGCGCCCACGCCGUCCUCGGCGCUCUCCCUCUUCUGCGCCCUCCCAUCGCCCGCGCCACUGCCGCUCUUCCACGCCCUCGCAUCCCGCCUCGCCUCCCUCGCCGCACUCCACGACCUGCGCGCCCUCCUCGCCUCCUUCCCGCUGCCCGCGCCGCCCCUCACGCGCCUCCGCCUCCUCGCUGCCGCGGGGGACCGCGCCUCCGCACUUGACGCCUUCGCGUCCCUUCCGGCCGCCCCGCGCCGCCCUGCGGAGGCGCACAACGUCCUCAUCCACCUCCACGCCCAGGCCGCCGACCACGCCGCCGCUGUCAAGGCGUUCCGCGUCAUGGUCCGCGAGGGCGCGCUUCCGAACGCCCGCACCUACACCGUCGCCAUCGCCCACCUCGCAUCCGUGGGGUUCGUGGACCAGGCGCUCGAGGUGUUCCGCAUCCUGCCGUCGCUGCGCGUGCGGCGGACCACCCGGCAGUACAACGUGCUCGCUGAGGCUCUUGCGUCGGCGGGGAGGUUUGACCAGCUCCGGUGGCUCGUCCGCGAGAUGGCGGCCGUGGACGGCGUCUUGCCCGGGCCGCAGAUGAGGGCGGCCAUCGCCUCCAUGCGGGAAGCAGGGCACAUCGAUGGCACGGAGGAUUUCGUCGAGGAGCUUUCACCGGACGCAAGGAUCGGGUACGCCGUGGACGACGUCGAGGGCGAGGGAGACAGCGAGGAGGAGGACGACGACGAAGGCGGGGUCAAUCAUGACUACAAGGACAGAGGCAACAGAGAAAAACAGACCCUGAAGCCAUGGCUGGACCCGCGCGAACUCGCCAGGGCGUUGGACGGCUGGGACGCGCGAGAAGUGGCCGAGCUAGAGGCCGUCGGGCUCGUCUGGACGCCGCGGCUGGUGUGCAAGCUCCUGCGCUCGUUCAAGAAGGCCGAUACAGCGUGGGAGUUCUUCUGCUGGGUGGCGUGCCGCCCCGGCGGGUUCGCGCACGACCGCCAUACGGUGGCUAGGAUGGUAGCCAUUCUCGCCCGCGCCGGGCACGUCGAGCUGGUGGAGCGGCUGCUCGCCAAGGUGCGGUCGGACGGCAUCGUCCUCCCCUUCGCCACCGUGCGGCUUGUCAUCGACUUCUACGGCCUCUCCAAGAAGGCCGACGCGGCGGCCAGGGUGUUUCGGGACGCCGAGUCCAUCUGCGGCCCCGUGUCUAGGUCCAACCUCGCGCUGCUCUGCUCGUCGCUGCUGCGAACGAUGGCCAAGUGCCGGAGAGGCCUCGACGCCAUGGAGCUCCUGGAGGAGAUGAUGGCGCGGGACGUGCUCCCGGACCUGCAGACCUUCUCCGGCCUUAUGGAGCACCUGGCCAGAGCUGGCGACCUCAAGGGUGUUCACAGGCUGCUCGGGCUGGUGCGGCAGUGCGAGCUUCAGCCCGACGGGUACAUGUACAGCGUGCUGGUCAGGGCCUACUGCAAACGGGAGCGCGCGGCGCUCGCGCUGAGGGUGUUCGACGAAAUGCGCACGUCCGGGAUCGCGCCCGACGCGCCCACCAAGGCGCUGCUGGUGAAGAGCCUGUGGCGGGAAGGGAAGCUCCGGGAGGCGUCACCGGGGCACGUGUGGACGGCCAGCGCCGCGGACUUGACGAAGGUGCUGGACAUCUACUCCGGCUGCUUCGCUCAGCCUGCUGCAACGGGGUGAUGCGCCGAUGCCAUUGACGCUUCACCUCGGAUCCAGAAUUCAGAUCCCAGAACGACGAACUCCUCGCGGCAACAUGUCGAUCGGUUGGCUCGUUCAGUGCAGCUGCAGAAGAAAUGAAUGAGCAUGGCAGAGACGAGGAUGUCGAGUCUGCAGCGCAAUUGCACGAAGAGUAUUAGACUCGAGUGCUAGAGCUCUGCAAUGCUGUUGUACAAUGUGCUAGUGUCAUUUCCUUGCUACGUGGGGAUAUCAAGGGCAGCGCCAUGUGUUAUACCCUUUUCGUUUAAAAAUGUAAGAUAUAUAAAUCAUAUUUUAUAAGUUUUGAUCCAUGAUUUGUUA
This is a messenger RNA of Phragmites australis (common reed), 2361 nucleotides long. Its product is annotated as pentatricopeptide repeat-containing protein At5g66631-like. The record is from RefSeq and is a predicted model, not a curated record. The transcript has a single exon. NCBI's taxonomy places the organism in Eukaryota, Viridiplantae, Streptophyta, Magnoliopsida, Poales, Poaceae. Gene Ontology annotation, molecular function: protein binding. The coding region runs from base 202 to 2025 and encodes 607 amino acids.